CCAACCGGAACGGAACCCUGUUUCUCUCUAGCAGUCACCACCACCACCCCCGCGGCGGCGCGAGCGUCACUGUCCUAUCCUGCUCCUUUCCCCUGCGCCGCCGCCUCAACUAAAACCCUAAAACAGCUCCCCUUCCCUCCGCCGCCUCCACGGCCGGUCGCCAUGGCGGACACGGUGCAGUACCGCCUGGAGCGGAUGACGGACGAGCUGGACGACCUGGAGCGCAGGGGCCUCUUCACGCGCGCUGAGCUCUCCGACGUCGUCCGCAAGCGCCGCGACUUCGAGUACCGCCUCCGCCGCCACUCCCCGCUCCGCCAGGACUUCCUCGACUACAUCGCCUACGAGCUCCGCCUCGACUCCCUCCGCAACCUCCGCAAGCGCGCCAUCAUACGCGCCGCCGCUGACGAGGAUGACGAGCCCCGUGAUGGCGCUCGCAGCAGCGACGACGAGGAGGGAGGCGGGAGGAAGAGGAAGAAGAAGGAUAAAUCCAAGAAGAAGUGGAAGAAGUCCGUCUCCGACGUCGCCGGCGUCCUCCGCGUCCUCGACAUCUACCGGAUGGCCACCGUCAGGUUCAAGGGCGACCUCGACCUCUGGUUCCGCUACCUCGAGUUCUGCCGCGACAAGAAACACGGCAGGAUGAAGCAGGUUCUGGCACAAGCUAUUCGCUUCCAUCCCAAGGUUCCCGGGCUUUGGAUCUACGCGGCAGCAUGGGAAUUCGAUCAGAACCUGAACGUCGCCGCGGCACGUGCACUGAUGCAGAGCGGUCUCAGGUCUUGUCCUCAGUCUGAGGAUAUGUGGAUCGAGUAUCUUCGCAUGGAGCUUACCUACCUUAACAAGCUCAAGGCUCGAAAGGUUGCUCUUGGAGAGGAUGUCAAGACGCUGCAAAAGAACGAUAAAGAUUCAGGCCAGUGGAAAGAGGAAAACAAGGAACUGUUUAUGCCACUGAAUGAACAGGACGAAGAUCCCAAGGAGCCGGGCUUGUCUGGAGAUGCCCUGGAGGAGAAGGAAGACCUGUUUUGGCGUCAAGGGUUGUUAAUCAUUCAGACUAUAUAUCAAGGUGCAGUGGAAGCUCUUCCAUCAAGCUUAACCUUGCGGAAGAAGUUCUUAGAGAUAUUAAACAGUGUUGACUUGGCACAUUCUGAUGAGUUGAAACUGGAGGUCCUGGAUGACCUUAAGAGAGAUUUCUAUCAUAGUGAGGACUACUGGGAUUGGUUGGCUAGGCUUCAGCUUAGCAACUCGAACAGUUCCAGUAAUUCGAAUAGAAAGGAUGCUAUAUCGAAUAGGUUGAACAGAUCAAUCCAGGUGUAUGAUGAAGCUGUCAGAAGGCUAUCAAAUUCCAAAAUGUACUCAUUGUAUGCAAAGUUUUGGAUGGAUGUUCUAUACCCUGACAGAGAAGAUUCCAUCACAUUAUUCGAGGAUUCUGAGUUUGAUGCUUCAGAGUUCACUUCAUCCAUACUGAAAGUUUAUGAAAAUGCAGAAUCAUGUGGAUGUCUUACUGAGGAUCUUGCUUGCCAAUACAUAUCACUUUACUUGAAACUAGAAAGACUGGAGGAAGCUAAGACUCUUGCAGAAAAGCUUUGCGACGGCCCUCUUUCAAAUGCUGCAAAAUUGUGGAGCCUGAGAGCUUCAAUGGAGAUAAAUUCAAUUGCGACUGCUCCUGGCAGUUCUUCCUUGAGCAAGGAGAACUUGAGCUCUCUGUUUGAUCUAUUUAGCACUGUACUUUCUAAGUUGUCUGUAACUGAGACUGAGGGAUUGUGGCAUAUGGCCAUGAAAUUAUUUUUCCAUGAUAAGGUCUUCUUCGAGAAGUUGGUGAAGAUUUCAACGCUAUCAUUAAGUUUGGCAGGUGGCAGUGAUUCAGGAGCAUCUGUUUCUUCUGCUAUCGUUGGGUGGUAUUUGCAAAGAGAUGGUAUGAAGCAUGCUAGGAAGAUGUACAAGAGAUUUCUUGCUUUACCUCGGCCAAGCCUCAAGUUCAUGCAGUACUGCAUAGAGCUGGAGGCGAACCUUGCAUCACUCGGAGACCAUGGCGCCCUUACAAAUGCUCGGCGGCUAUAUGAUUCAGCGCUCGACCUGUAUCCCCAGGAAAGGGAAGUGUGGAGGAACUACUACAACCUGGAGCUGAAGAUGGGAACAUCAGAGUCUGCCAACGCCGUGUACUCGCGUGCUCGCAAGGUGCUCGGUGACUCCACUGCCCUGACAGCUCCCCGGAGCUAGCUAGCUACCAGCAGCAAUGUAUUUCGAUAUGUAUUGCAGUUUCUGUUUGGAUUAUUUUUUUAGUUCUCUGUGUGAGCAUGUUUAGUUUGGGUCAGCAAGUAAUUAAGCUGACCAUCAAAAUUUUGGCCCUAAAUCAUUGGGUGGUAACUUGUGACUUACAAUAUGCUGAGGUGCUUGCGCUAAGCAUAUUUUGUUUUAUAAAAAAAAGGUAAUGCAGCUGCUCGUCGGUGUCUCCC
This is a messenger RNA of Sorghum bicolor (sorghum), 2447 nucleotides long. RefSeq names its product U3 small nucleolar RNA-associated protein 6 homolog. The coding region runs from base 163 to 2211 and encodes 682 amino acids. Gene Ontology annotation, cellular component: small-subunit processome; Pwp2p-containing subcomplex of 90S preribosome. Lineage: Eukaryota; Viridiplantae; Streptophyta; Magnoliopsida; Poales; Poaceae. The transcript has 6 exons. Gene Ontology annotation, molecular function: protein binding; snoRNA binding. Gene Ontology annotation, biological process: maturation of SSU-rRNA from tricistronic rRNA transcript (SSU-rRNA, 5.8S rRNA, LSU-rRNA). The record is from RefSeq and is a predicted model, not a curated record.